This is a messenger RNA of Melospiza melodia melodia, 2059 nucleotides long. It is a transcript of the gene EIF4E3, whose product is annotated as eukaryotic translation initiation factor 4E family member 3. The record is from RefSeq and is a predicted model, not a curated record. Gene Ontology annotation, cellular component: eukaryotic translation initiation factor 4F complex. Gene Ontology annotation, biological process: translational initiation. Gene Ontology annotation, molecular function: translation initiation factor activity; RNA 7-methylguanosine cap binding. NCBI's taxonomy places the organism in Eukaryota, Metazoa, Chordata, Aves, Passeriformes, Passerellidae.
AUGUCUCACUGGAUGCUCAGGGACGUCUUGGCAUUACAGGGCGUGCUGAUGCCCGACCUGUGGGACUUGCGCUUCCCGUCAGCCCGUGAGCGUGUCCCACCCUUCAGGGGGGGCGAGGAGCUCGUGGCGGGUGUGACCGCUGGUGAGGGAAGGUCACUUCCUGGUACAACAGCGGCUGAAUGUGCAUUAAAUUUGAAGAAGAUAUAUAUAUACACAGUACAAACAGUGCAGGAUUUCUGGAGUGUCUACAACAACAUUCCUCCUGUGACAAACUUGCCUCUGAGAUGUAAUGAGGGGAGAAAUGCGCCUGCUUGGGAAGAAGAAAGCAAUGCCAAAGGAGGAAUAUGAAAGGUCCCUAAAGAAAGUAUGGCUGCAGCUUGGAAGGAGCUACUGCUAGCAACUAUUGGAGAGCAGUUUACAGAUUGCUGUGCAGCAGAUGAUGAAGUAAUAGGGGUUAGUGAAGAUGGUGACCUUGAAGAUGUUGUGCAAGUCUGGAACAUGAAUUCCUCUUCAGCAAGUGAAGCAAAAGUUUUAGAAAAGAUUCAUAAACUUCUUCCACACACAUCUUUUAAAGCCAUCUUUUAUAAAUCCCACAGAGAGCACCAUGCUUUUGAAGGCUGAUGUGGAAAGCAUUGAGUGCAUUGUAUACCAAGAUCAUGUGUUGUUAUUUGGUGUUUUGAGCUGGUCUGGACAAGGAGGAGGAUGGUGGAAGCCCUGCAGGAGUGCUACACAGGACUGGCCCUUUUGAGUUUCUGACAUUUCACACUGGCCCAUUGCUACUGAAAAUGAAAAAACCCUGAACAGUUGCUUUGACCAUAAAUACAUGACUCAUUGCUUCUGUUGACUUGGUGUUUUUAGUUCUUAGUUGUUUCUCUUAAAAAUAUUUUGGCCACUUGUUUGUUCACCCUGAUUAUAUUUGUUCCUAUUUCUUAAAGAUUGUUGGCCACUUCUUCUGUGCUGUACUUAAUGAAAAGCAAACAUGCAGAGAUGCUAUGCUGCUUUUCCAAGAUGUGCUGUACAUAGAGAAACCCUGGCUUGGGGAAAUGUGUUUUCAAUUUUCACUUUGAAACAUUCCUAUCAUGUUAAAGUUUACUCACUGGUUUGUCCCAAGAGAGAAAGAAAUUGCACUGCAUUUAUUCUAAUGUUCAGUCUAAUCUGGUCCUACACUGACAACAGCACAUACUGUAAAUGUAAAUAGAAAAAGGUACCUCAAAUGAGCAAUUAAAGAAACACAUUUGUAUUGGGACUAACCCUGUGUAGGAUGAUGUUAAUGUCUUUUGAUUGUAUUGAUUUCAGAAAGCCCUUGUCCAGGUUAGAAUGAGAAAUUUCUCUGUAGGAAACCCUGCAAACUCAACACCUCUUAUUUAAGGGUGAUAGGGUGUUUAUGGUUUUAUAUUGUAUGCUCUGUUAUGUAUCUUUCUGUCCAUCCAUGAAAAAGUGCCAUGAAUCAUUUCUAAUGAAUUGUACAAACUGGAUCCAUUCCUCCCACUUCCUUAAAUGUGUCAGGCCCAUGUCUGCACCUACUAGGACAGUGUCAGAAUUGCUGCUGACUUCAGUGCAAAGGAAGAGAUCCCAUUGUCUGUAGUUUCAAGCCCUCAAAACUUCCUAAGUGUCCUUUUUAAAAUAAACAAAAAAUAUAGAAAAGAAAUUUGUGUUGCAGAUUGAAUAGGAAUAUAAACAGUGUUAACCUUUAAAUGUUUGUCUCUAUUAACUAUUUGAGGUGUUUUAAUACACUACCAAAGAUUGAUGUGGUUCCUUUAACAAGAAGGUGCAAGGUAGAGAUGAACAUACCUUCUGCUGAGCACUCCUUCAUCCUUUAGAGGUUUUUGUCUGGUAGCUCUUUUAGUUGCACUGAUUUCCACAUCUUUAGUAUAUUAAGAGGCAGCCAUAAGAAUGAAAUAAAUUUAAAAAUAACUAUCACACAUUUGAGAUUUUUUUUUACAACUUUAUCUUGUACUUACGACUUUAACUUGUAUUUAUGGAUUAAAACUGUGUAGUUAAUGAGCAUUAUUAAUUAAACACAUUUUCUAAAAUCCAAACGUCUUGCUUCUGUAAUUGC